AUGCCACCAGGAGGUGGUAAUGGCGGAGGCGGUGGUGGUGGUCCCAAGUUCAACAUGCCGUCCACCUUCAGUCACGCCCCACUGAACGGCGGAGGUGGAGGUAUUCAGGAGUCAUACCACGUCAUUGAGGAGCCGAUGACCAUCACGGUGCCCUCGGGUGGACAGGGACAGGGAGGACCACACGCCUCAGAUCAGGCUGACAUUAUGCACUCCAUCUCGGACUUUAUCGGCUCAUCGGAGAAUGGUCGCAUCAAUAGCCUCAAUGAAGGAGACUUGGACCAGGGCCGACCGAUGCUCUCUGCGCCGCCCUCCAACGACAUCUGGCCCCUUUCUCAGCCGGAACUGCCCAAAAUCGUCAACCUCGACGUGAAGUGCGAGAAGAACUUCAUGAAGGUCUCCGUGGAGUUUGACCGCCCCUACAGCGGCAUGAUCUUCAGCAAGGAUCUGGACCAGGGCCGACCGAUGCUCUCUGCGCCGCCCUCCAACGACAUCUGGCCCCUCUCUCAGCCGGAGCUGCCCAAGAUCGUCAACCUCGACGUGAAGUGCGAGAAGAACUUCAUGAAGGUCUCCGUAGAGUUUGACCGCCCCUACAGCGGCAUGAUCUUCAGCAAGGGCCACUUCAGCUCGCCACAUUGCAUCCACCUGGCGGCGGGCAGCGGCCGAACGCACAUCUACUUUGACAUUCGCAUGGACAGCUGCGGAACGACCGGGAACAUGGGGGGCGUCAGUCCGGCGGGCACGUUCUUUGAGAACACGGUCAUCUUCCAGUACGACCCCUUCCUGCAGGAGGCCUGGGAUCAGGCGAGGAAGCUAAGGUGCACCUGGCAUGAUCAGUACGAGAAGUCGGUCUCCUUUAGGCCCUUUCCCGUGGAUAUGGUCGACGUGGUGAGAGCGGACUUUGCCGGCGACAAUGUUGGCUGCUGGAUGCAGAUUCAGGUCGGUCGCGGCCCCUGGGCCUCUGAGGUGGCCGGCAUCGUGAAGAUCGGCCAGACGAUGACGAUGGUGCUGGCGAUCAAGGACGAGGAGAAUAAGUUCGACAUGCUGGUGCGCAACUGCGUCGCCCACGACGGCAAGCGACCGCCCAUCGAGCUGGUGGACACCAACGGCUGCAUCGUCCGCUCCAAGCUGAUGAGCCGCUUCACGAAGAUUAAGAACUUCGGUUCCAGCGCCUCCGUCCUCAGCUACGCCCACUUCCAAGCCUUCAAGUUCCCCGACUCGAUGGAGGUUCACUUCCAGUGUACCAUUCAGAUCUGCAAGCACCGCUGUCCGGAGCAGUGUGACGCCUCGGGAGCGGCCUCGGGACUGCACUACUCCACACAUCAGAUUUCCGGUACGAUUAACACCGGCGGAGGAGGAGGAGGUAAUCUAGGCAAUCACCAGAUUGGUGGCGGUGAUUCGCUUUAUCUCGAGGGAGGACAUGACGGGGCACCGCCCUCUCGAGGUGGUGAUAGCUCAGUUCUGGCCCGCCCUCGUGAGAUUCGAGAUGUGAACGCCCAGUUGGCGGAAGAGGGCGUUUCGGAGCAGGUGAACAGCAGCUCACCAAUGACUGCCCAGCAGCAGCUCUCCAAAGACAUCGGCGUGAACAAGGUGAUUCGGGUGGUUUCCAGCGGUGACCUCUCCUUUGCCACCUCGGACAAGCUCACCCAAACGGACUCCAGUGCCUCAUCAUCGGAGUCCACAAACUCCACAAACUCCAGCAAUGGCAGCGGCAGCAGUCACCUCGAUUCAGCCCGUUCCUGGCUCA
Messenger RNA from Rhagoletis zephyria (snowberry fruit fly), 1744 nucleotides. Lineage: Eukaryota; Metazoa; Arthropoda; Insecta; Diptera; Tephritidae. The record is from RefSeq and is a predicted model, not a curated record.